UCCUCCAGGCUGGGCUCCAAAUCGUGCAUAGAAGAGCGUGUUUCGUGGAGAUUUUACGGCUUUAUUUCACUCUUUCCCGUCAUUCCUCCGCGCUGAUCCACUGUUUGGAGUUGAAAUACGCCGGCACCAUGGCCCACCUCACGCAAAACCCCGCUGACAAAGAACGGUUCAUCUGUUUGUACCCAGUUUAUAUCAACAGUAAAAAGACUUUAGCCGAGGGACGUAGGAUUCCCACAGAGAAGGCUGUAGAAAACCCAUCAUGCACAGAGAUCAGAGAUGUGCUAACAGCAGCUGGCCUCAAUGUUUAUGUGGAGAAUAAGAUGCAUCCACGAGAGUGGAACAGAGAUGUGCAGUUCAGAGGGAGGGUUCGGGUGCAGCUCAAACAGGCCGAUGGAGAGCUGUGCAAUGACAAGUUCGGCUCACGCAAAGACGUGAUGUUCUAUGUAGCCGAGAUGAUCCCAAAGUUGAAGACACGGACUCAGAAGACCAGUGGAGCAGACAGCAGCUCACAGCCUGGAGACGGAGGCAAGAAAAGCAAGAAGAAGAAGAAAUAAACCCCAAAAGCCCUCUGUUUUACUUCAUACUAACCUAUCAGCAGCCUUUUUUUUUUCUAUUUCGGGGGGGACAAGCUGAGCUUUUUUGAAACAAUGAAACCAUGACAAAGACAUUGCUAUUGUUUUAGUUUUUGAAGAUUUGAUUUGGACAAAACUAAAAGAGGGUAUUUAUUUGUUGAUCAUUUUGUUUUCAACGGGCAAAACAGAAUAAAUAGAUUUUUUCAGCAUGAUCAUGACCGGUUUUAAUAUAUUUUGUUCUUUAUUUUUUCAAUUACUUUUUAAUUUCCAUUCUCAGUUGGUUGAUAAUAGAUUUAGUUGAUGAUUUAUGAAGUUUUAUGCAUGUGUGGUACCCACUAUGGUACCUGGUGUUUCUGGUGAACUCCCAUCCUACUAACCAGGCCCAACCCUACUUAGGUUCCUAGAUCAGGCAUUGUCAAGAUGGUAUUUACACAGUCUUGCCCGAUGAAUACAUGUACACUAAUAAAAGGCAAACACUGGGGGUUGCAGAUGCAUGAUGGUGCCCAAAUACCAUUUAAAAGUAAUACUGAAUAAAGUACUAUAGGUACUGACAAAACUAGCACAGUGAAAGCACAAUGCUGAAGUUAGUUGUGUCAUGACAA
Periophthalmus magnuspinnatus is the source of this 1174-nucleotide messenger RNA. It is a transcript of the gene srp19, whose product is annotated as signal recognition particle 19. The transcript is spliced from 5 exons. Gene Ontology annotation, biological process: SRP-dependent cotranslational protein targeting to membrane; SRP-dependent cotranslational protein targeting to membrane, signal sequence recognition. Gene Ontology annotation, molecular function: 7S RNA binding. Lineage: Eukaryota; Metazoa; Chordata; Actinopteri; Gobiiformes; Gobiidae. Bases 129 to 554 code for a protein of 141 amino acids. Gene Ontology annotation, cellular component: signal recognition particle, endoplasmic reticulum targeting. The record is from RefSeq and is a predicted model, not a curated record.